This is a messenger RNA of Raphanus sativus (radish), 318 nucleotides long. RefSeq lists its product as uncharacterized. The transcript has a single exon. Bases 1 to 210 code for a protein of 69 amino acids. The record is from RefSeq and is a predicted model, not a curated record. NCBI's taxonomy places the organism in Eukaryota, Viridiplantae, Streptophyta, Magnoliopsida, Brassicales, Brassicaceae.
AUGGAGAAGAAGAAUAAGACCAAUCAUGGAAAUGAUGGGCAUGAUUGUGUUCUUCCUAUCCAUAGCCAAGUCGUGAAGAUCAAGAAAGAGUUUGAGAAGAUACAUCAGCCUGAGAUGCCUAGAGUACUUCGAGAGAUCACGAGUCCACGGCGUUCCCGUUCUCCCCUCGGCUUAGGAGAGAGAGACAGGCCAAUCUUCGUAGGGAAUUGAUAACAAAGAGAGAGAGAUAAAGAUAGGUGAUCCUUUGUGUAUUAGAGUUUCUCUUUAUCUUUCAAUGUAAAUAUCUUUGGUUAAUGUAACGAGUUUCCUAUUCUAAUC